This is a messenger RNA of Ipomoea triloba (trilobed morning glory), 645 nucleotides long. RefSeq lists its product as uncharacterized. Bases 1 to 645 code for a protein of 214 amino acids. The transcript has 2 exons. Gene Ontology annotation, molecular function: nucleic acid binding; RNA-DNA hybrid ribonuclease activity. NCBI's taxonomy places the organism in Eukaryota, Viridiplantae, Streptophyta, Magnoliopsida, Solanales, Convolvulaceae. The record is from RefSeq and is a predicted model, not a curated record.
AUGAGUUUCAAAGUGCCAAGCAAAAUAAAGCUUUUCAUGUGGACUGCUCUUCAUGAUAAAAUUCUUGGAAACGCCGAACGGAAAAGGAGGGGCCUCACCAUGAAUGGUGAAUGUGUUGCAUGCCACGGACAGGAGGAAACCACGGCUCAUAUCCUGCGAGAUUUCUACCAUGCCGAGGAAGUCUGGACGAGGAUGAUAGAUAGUGAUCGUUGGAGGAGAUGGAGGCAGCUCAACACCCGUCAAUGGCUGGAGCAGAACAUCAUGGACAAUAAACAUUCGGAUAAAUACCAUGAAUGGGCAAGGAUGUUCGUGAUUUCCAGCUGGUGGAUUUGCAAAACGGACUACAUAGAGCCAACAAUUACAGAAAUGAGAGCUAUCGUUGAAGCUAUGCGGUGGGCCUGGGAAAAAGGAAUUCGAGACAUGGAAAUUCAAUCAGACUCUAGGGAAGCUGUUAGAUGGAUUCGAGAGAAAACUGAUCUUCGGGGCAUUGCUCGGGACCUUGUGAAUGAAGCGGUGUGUUGGUGUGCAAAAGACUGGAACAUCUCAAUUCGAGCCAUCUUUCGUGAACAGAACAGGAGUGCUGAUGGGCAAAUUUCAGCCGGCGGAUUGGAAAUAGUUCUCCUCCUGCCCACCGGAGUGUGUUGA